Messenger RNA from Colletotrichum godetiae, 1557 nucleotides. RefSeq names its product sugar transporter. The transcript is spliced from 3 exons. Bases 1 to 1557 code for a protein of 518 amino acids. Gene Ontology annotation, biological process: transmembrane transport; carbohydrate transport. Gene Ontology annotation, molecular function: carbohydrate:proton symporter activity. Gene Ontology annotation, cellular component: membrane. The record is from RefSeq and is a predicted model, not a curated record. NCBI's taxonomy places the organism in Eukaryota, Fungi, Ascomycota, Sordariomycetes, Glomerellales, Glomerellaceae.
AUGUUCGGAAGAUCGAAACCUUCUGCUAAGAACCUAGGCAUCAGCCCAGAACUCGCCGCCGUCCUCCCAGACGAUGGAAUAGCGUGGUAUAAACAACGGCAUCUAAUAGGCCUUAAUUUCUACUGCAUCUUUCUCGUCCUGCUCUGCGCAGCGAACGGCUACGAUGGCUCAAUGAUGAAUGGUCUCUUGACUCUACCUCAAUGGCAGACAUUCAUGGACUCCCCCAAGGGAUCGUGGCUCGGGUUCAUCAACGCCGUCCAGUCACUUUCAACUAUGCUUGCGUACCCUUUGGUAGCAUACUUCGCAAACCGCUGGGGUCGGAAGAAAGGACUGUUUAUCGGAUACGCUUUCCUGUGUAUUGGUUGUUUUCUCCAGGCGUUCUCGCCCAACAAGGCUGGAUUCAUCAUCGGUCGUGUCAUCAUCGGCCAGCCGAGCGCCUGGUGGGGUUGUCUUGCGCCUGUUCUUAUUACGGAGUUGGCGUACCCGACGCACCGGGGAAUCCUGACGGCGCUUUACAAUACUGGGUGGUUCGUUGGAUCAAGCUUGGCGGCGUGGGCGACCUUCGGAACCCGAAAUUACGAUAACAGUUGGUCUUGGCGUAUUCCGUCAUUGCUACAGAUCGCCAUCCCGCUACUCGUACUUCCCGCCGCUAUUCUCGUUCCAGAGUCGCCCCGUUUUCUCGUCUCAAAAGGUCAGGCUGAAGAAGCUCGCAGCAUAUUGACCAAGUUUCAUGGCGGGGGGGACCGAAACUCUAUCCUUGUGGACUUCGAGAUGACCGAGAUCGAGCGAGCCAUCGAAGACGAUGAGAUGGCGGCUAAGAGCUCCUCAUGGUUGGAAAUGUUCAACACACCUGGAAACAGACAUAGAGCCUUCAUCUCCAUGUCGCUGGGCUUACUUGGACAGUGGGCUGGGCAAAACAUCGUGUCGUAUUACCUCGGGGCGGUACUAGACACAAUUGGUAUCACCUCUGUCACGGAUCAAACGCUCAUCAACGGUUGUCUGCAAAUUUGGAACCUCAUCCUGGCCGUAUCAGCUGCUCUCUCGGUCGACCGAGUAGGUCGUCGGCCGUUGUUCCUCGUCAGUUGUGGUGGAAUGUUCGUCAGUUUUGUCGUCAUUACUGGCCUUUCUGGUAGCUUCGAUGCUACUGGGGCACCAUCGGUCGGUGUGGCAGUGGUCCCGGUGUUGUUCAUAUUUUAUGGGUUCUACGACAUUGCCUUUACGCCUCUAAUGGUAUCCUACCCAGCCGAGAUCUGGCCAUACGAACUGCGUGCACGAGGAACAGCUCUGACGCAAAUGACCACAUACUUGGGAAUCUUCUUCAACGUUUUUGUCAAUCCGAUCGCACUCGAAGUCAUUGGAUGGAAGUAUUACAUAGUUUUUGUCGUGAUUCUCUUGAUCGGUUGGAUCACCAUUUAUUUCUUUUACCCAGAAACCCGCGGUCAUACGUUGGAAGAAAUGGCGGUCGUCUUCGACGGUGAGUCGGCAAGGGUUACUGAUGUUGCAUAUGAAGGAGAUGUCAAGAACGGGACGGCAGCUCAACACGAAGAGAAUGCUUAA